AUGAAGACAGUAUCCGCUAGCGUUCUCGCACUCGCGUCCAUCGUCAGCCCUGUGCUGGCCGGACCGUACUCUCGCAGCCAGAACAUCGUUGGCAGCGGUUUCUACAAUGCCUUCAACUUCGAGGCGAUCUCUGAUCCAACCCAUGGGAGAGUGAAAUAUGUCAACAUGGCCACAGCUCAAGCCCAGAAUCUUACUUUUGCGUCUGCAAAUAAGUUUGUUCUGCGCGCUGAUGCGAAGACCACUCUGAGUGAUUCGGGUUCUGUCGGAAGAAGCUCCGUUCGCAUCCGAACCAAUGCUGCAUAUACGACCCACGCCGCUGUCUUCGACAUCCAGCAUAUGCCUCAAGGAUGCGGAACUUGGCCAGCAAUUUGGGAAACAGACGAGGCGCGCUGGCCCGCAGGAGGAGAAGUUGAUAUUUUGGAGGGCGUGAAUGACCAAGGCCCGAAUCAGAUUACCUUGCACACGUCUCCAGGAUGCACGAUGCCUGCCACGCGAACGCAGACCGGCACUUCCCUCCAACUUGAUUGCAACACCGCGAUCAACGGCAACACUGGCUGCGGCGUCAGGGCACCCACGGCUAACAGCUAUGGCCCAAGUUUCAAUGCUGGUGGAGGCGGCUGGUAUGCUAUUGAGAGGACUACGACCUUCAUCAAUGUGUGGUUCUGGCCUAGAGGUGCGACCAACGUCCCCGCAGAUGUGCGGUCCGGGGGAACAAGCGUCAACACUGCUGGCUGGGGAACCCCAACCGCCAACUUCCCCAACACUAGCUGCAACUUCCCACAAUUCUUCAGUGCGAACAACAUCAUCAUCAACUUGACUUUUUGUGGUGAUUGGGCAGGCCAGGCAGGCAUCUACAAUGGGGCAGGCUGCCCUUCGACCUGUAUCAAUUAUGUCGACCAAAACCCUACCGCCUUCACCAACGCUUACUUCGAGUUGAACUCGAUCAACAUUUACACCUGA
Mycena indigotica is the source of this 960-nucleotide messenger RNA. Its product is annotated as Glycoside hydrolase family 16 protein. Gene Ontology annotation, molecular function: hydrolase activity, hydrolyzing O-glycosyl compounds. The record is from RefSeq and is a predicted model, not a curated record. Gene Ontology annotation, biological process: glucan catabolic process. The coding region runs from base 1 to 960 and encodes 319 amino acids. NCBI's taxonomy places the organism in Eukaryota, Fungi, Basidiomycota, Agaricomycetes, Agaricales, Mycenaceae. The transcript is spliced from 10 exons.